Messenger RNA from Strigops habroptila (Kakapo), 1757 nucleotides. It is a transcript of the gene GEMIN6, whose product is annotated as gem nuclear organelle associated protein 6. Bases 410 to 913 code for a protein of 167 amino acids. Gene Ontology annotation, cellular component: SMN complex; nucleus. The record is from RefSeq and is a predicted model, not a curated record. NCBI's taxonomy places the organism in Eukaryota, Metazoa, Chordata, Aves, Psittaciformes, Psittacidae. The transcript is spliced from 3 exons. Gene Ontology annotation, biological process: spliceosomal complex assembly; spliceosomal snRNP assembly.
CCGGGCUGCAGGGUCGCGAUGGGGCCCGGUGCGCUCCUGUCUCCUGCCCCGUGGAGCCGGGCGGCUCUCCCUGCCGUGCCCAGCUCGCUGCCUGCGCUACCCGCCCCGCUUUAGGCUUUGAGGAGCCUGGGGGGAACAAAGCAGGGAGCUUCCUCCGGCCCUUUGUCCUCCCUCCGUCUCUCCCCAGCCCAUAUCCGGAGGGAUACGGGGAUAGAGACAAACGGUUGUGCGGUCCCAAGCUGCAACAGGGGUGGCUUUGCUCUGAUUACCAGUAGUGCAGCUGGUACGGGGAAAGGAGCGGAACAGCACUUGGGGCUCGCUGUACCGUAGGGGAUGAGCAUAGAGCCGGGAUCCGGGUGGAUAACAGGCAGUGGAAGGGCGUGGACACAAGGUUCUGGAUGUAGGAAAUAUGAAUGAGUGGCAGAAGAAAAGCCCUCUAGAGUGGGAAACGUAUUUGAACAAACUGGUGAAAGUCGCUGUAAUUGAGAAACAUGAAUGUGAAGGAUGGGUCUUAACAGUGGAUCCAGUUUCUGCCAGUAUUGUCCUCGCAACAUUCCCGGAGAAUGAAAGUGUGUCCAUAUCAGUUGUCUUGGGCCAUGCUGUCGAGGAGGUAGAAAUACUGAAAGAGGGGGACGAUGAAAUGGAGCAACGGCUUUCCUGCAUAUUUGCACCUGAAGAAAGCAAAGCCUACAGCCCAGAAGAACUCGAAAAGAGGAAGAACAACUUGAAGACUUGGCUAGAAACAAACCACAUCCCCAUAACAGAGCAAGGUGAAUCAGGAAAGACGCUAUGCGUGGCAGGGGUAUUGACUAUUGACCCACCAUAUGGCCCAGAAGAGUGCAGCAGCUCCAAUGAGAUUAUUCUGUCUCGCGUUCAAGGCUUGAUACAGGGCUAUCUUGAGAAAAACCAGUGAUGUCUGCUGUUUAAAGCAGUUGCCUUUAGGAAUGGGUCUGCCUGGCCUAUUUUAGGAACUGUCCUGGGUAUAAAUAUUUGCUGUUUGCAAAAAUGCUGGGUUUAGGUACUUUUGUCUGAGUUUUGUAUGUUAAGGAUAAAACAAGCAGUAUAAAUUAAAACCACAAAGCAUUUUCUCUGCACUGUUUUUUUACUAAAAGUAAGCUGUUAGGUAAUGAUAAUGUAUUAAACUGAUGAUGUAAGUUUACUAUCUCAGUAAUAUCAGUUGAGUAGCUAUUUUUGUAACUGUAUUGUGGAAGAUGAUAUAUGAUAAAUUUAAACUGUGUUUUACUCUGCCUUUAAAAUCAAUUUAAUUAUCUAGUGUUGUAGGCAUGUUUAUCUGAAUUUGGACUUCACAAACCAGAUGAAAAAAUUGUUCUGUUUUUGUUAUUCGGUUAUUUGGGUUUUUUUUUCCCCACAACUGUUCUCCCAUUUUAAAACAUGAAUUAUAAGGUAGGUCCAAGUUUUUAAAAUUAUUAGGGAAAGAUAGCAGGCAAAUAGCAGGUUUUAAAAACAUUUCCUACCUAUCUUUAUUUUAGAGCAGCAGUGAUUGGAAGACCUUUGUUUCCUAGAAAGAGAAUUCCCUGCAAUUCAAUGUUUGUGUUUCCUAAUGCUUUGGUUUUAUCUUAUGGCAACACACAGUGCGAAAAUCAUUCUGUGAUUAUUCCUGACAUUAUUAAUAUAGAGCCCUCAUUUAUCUCAUAUAUUGAUCUGUCUUAUUUUGAGAUCACACCAAAACAUGUUAGUUUGAUCAAAUCCUCUUUGAAAGUCUGCCUAGUCCUUGUGAAUAAAAUGCCAUGCUCGUU